Oldenlandia corymbosa var. corymbosa is the source of this 1404-nucleotide messenger RNA. The record is from the annotation of a GenBank genome assembly. Lineage: Eukaryota; Viridiplantae; Streptophyta; Magnoliopsida; Gentianales; Rubiaceae.
AUGGAUUGCUUACCUGAUCAGUUAGUUUGGGAGAUUAUGGAUAGGAUUAACAAAACUGCAGACAGAAAUUCUGUAUCACUAACUUGCAAACGCCUCAACAAAUUGGAUUGUGAACAAAGAAAGUUUAUCCGUGUUGGGUGUGGAUUAGAUCCUGUUUCUGAAUCCUUGGCUUGCAUAUGCAAUAGGUUUCCUUUUCUGGAAAAGGUUGAAAUAGUUUACUCUGGUUGGAUGUCCAAAUUAGGUAAACAGUUGGAUAAUCAGGGGCUCCAAAUCCUUUCAAAUAACUGCCAUUUUCUGAAUGAUCUUACCUUGAGCUACUGUACCUUUAUUACUGAUGCCGGUCUUAGUUCACUUACUUCUUGUUCCAACCUUUUGGCACUGAGGCUCAAGUUUGCCCCGAGGAUAACUGGGUGUGGGAUAUUAUCGCUAGUGAUGGGGUGCAAGAAGCUUGCUGUACUUCACCUUAUUCGGUGUUUCAAUGUCGGCAGUGCAGAGUGGUUGGAGCAUCUAAACAACCUCGAAAGUUUUGAAGAUCUCUGUAUUAAAAAUUGUAGAGCAAUUGGAGAAGGUGACCUGUAUAAGCUUGGAUCUAGCUGGGGGAAAUUGAAAAGGUUACAUUUUGAGGUUGAUGCGAAUUACAGAUACAUGAAAUGUUGUGAUCGGUUGGCCAUAGAUAGGUGGCAGAGACAAUGGAUCCCCUGUAUUAGCAUGCAAGAACUGACUUUGGUGAAUUGCAUUAUCAGCACUGGUAGGGGUCUAGCAUGUGUCUUGGGGGUGUGCGAUAAUCUAGAGAAGAUUCACUUGGACAUGUGUGUUGGCUUGAGAGACUCUGACAUAGUACGCUUGGCUGAGAAUGCAAGAAGUCUUCGAUCCAUUUCACUUCGAGUUCCUUCAGAUUUUUCAUUGCCUCUUUCAAUGAACAGUCCGUUGCUGUUAACAGACGAGAGCUUAAGGGCACUGGCACAGAAUUGCUCAAAUCUGGAUUCAGUCAAGCUAUCUUUCUCAGAUGCACACUUUCCUUCAGUGUCCUCAUUUACUUUAGAUGCAAUUAUUACUCUAAUACAAAUGUGUCCAAUAAGGGAACUCAUUCUAGAUCAAGUGCAUUUUUUUGAUGAUGCUGGUAUGGAUGCUCUCAGAUCAGCGAAGUAUCUUGAAGUCUUGGAAAUUGUAGGAUGCCAAGAAGUUACCGAUGAGGGGCUGCAACUUGUAGGACAAUUUCCCCGAUUGCAAGUUUUACGGCUCAGCAAAUGUUUGGGUGUCACUGAUGAUGGGAUAAAGCUGUUCAUUGGAACAUGUAAAUUGACAAUUUUAUCCGUGGAAGAUUGUCCUCAGAUAUCUGUUCAAGGCGUAAAAGGAGCUGCGAAGUCUGUCUCUUUCAGGCAGGACUUGACAUGGAUGUACUAA